Molecule: messenger RNA, 1380 nt
Organism: Aspergillus puulaauensis
Lineage: Eukaryota; Fungi; Ascomycota; Eurotiomycetes; Eurotiales; Aspergillaceae
Product: diacylglycerol/lipid kinase family protein
Exons: 1
Coding region: 1-1380 (459 amino acids)
Biological process (GO): sphingosine biosynthetic process
Cellular component (GO): membrane; cytoplasm; intracellular membrane-bounded organelle
Source: RefSeq, a predicted model, not a curated record
AUGUCAGAACAUACCACCCCUUUUGGCAAAACCUGGUUCGACUGUGCCACCACUGGUGACUGUGUUGAGUGCGUUGACGCCAACACCAAAAGCCAAAUAAUCGUACCGAUCGAGGAUAUACUCUGUAUAAUCCCCAACAACCGCAGACAUGCAUACGGGUACACAAUGUUGUUCAUUCGAAAAGAUGACUGUUUCCCCAACCCUACAUUCAACCUUGAAGGAGUACUUCUUAGAUCCCCACCGUCUACACUGCUAUCUGGUCGAUUAAUCUCAGAUAUACCGAGCCACCUCGAUCAUUCAAGGAACAGAAAUCUCAGGUUGCAUGUCGUCAUUUCCACGGCCUCUGGAACGGGCACGGCGAACUUAUACUUCAACCACACAUUACAACAACUCUUCGACUGGAUUGGGGUCGAACAGUACGAAGUCCAUGAGACAAAGUCACCUCAGACCAUAACUGAAUUGUGUCAUUCAUUGUUCAUCCCGCAGGCUGAAGCGGGUGCCCCACAGACCAUCAUUCUUCUCUCCGGAGACGGCGGAAUUUGUGAUAUUAUUGAUUCAUUUUACGGUACCAAAAAAAGCAUCUGUACUAUGCCGAGCAUAGUACUCAUCCCAGAAGGAACCGGAAAUGCGCUGGCAAGUUCCAUAGGACUGUUGGCUCACCCCAAAGCUCCACUGACUGCAUUACUCCGCGGGAAGCCCUAUCCUCUUCCUGUUUUUGUUUCUACCUUCUCGGAUGGUGCGAAAUACGUCCAAGAUGACCCAGCCCAGUCUCCAUCAAUCGAUGAACACCCCUCCCUAACGAUAUAUGGCGGUAUCGUUGCAAGCUGGGGCGUCCAUGCCUCGCUAGUUGCAGAUAGCGACACUGUCGAAUAUCGCAAAUUUGGUGCAGACAGAUUCAAAAUGGCUGCAGAAAAGCUCCUUUUCCCACCAGAUGGCAGCGAGACCCACGAGUACUCCGGGACGAUUACGCUGAUUCGGAAAGCUGACCAACACAAUAUUGACCAUGAAGAGACUCUAGAGCACAAGAAACACAUGUAUGUGCUUGCAACGUUAGUAUCAAACCUAGAGAAGGGUUUUAUGAUAUCCCCGGAGUCUGCUGCCCUAGAUGGCUCUCUAAGAAUGCUCCGCUUCGGACCAAUGGAACCCCAGCAGGCAAUGGCCCUGCUAUCUGCGGCAUAUCGGAACGGCCAACACGUUCAGUAUGACGAAGUCAUGUACUCCGAAAUCGAAGAAUUCAAAAUCGACUUCCAUGAGGCAGAAAAGAGGUGGAGACGUGUGUGCAUCGACGGUAGAGUGGUAGUUGUGGAGGAUAAAGGUUGGAUGAGGGUACGGAAGGAGAGGAGGCGUUUGGUGAACAUUCUUUUACCAGAACCAAUGUAG